Meloidogyne enterolobii is the source of this 1538-nucleotide messenger RNA. Lineage: Eukaryota; Metazoa; Nematoda; Chromadorea; Rhabditida; Meloidogynidae. The record is from the annotation of a GenBank genome assembly.
UUUAAAUAAAAUUCUGAUUUUUAGUUGUCAUGUGUUUGGAAGUUGUCUACUUUCAGAACAAACAAAUACACACUAUUGUUUUUGUGUACCAGGCUUUCAAGGGGAUGGAGUUGACAAAUGCGAAAGUUCUGGAGUGUAGUCCAACAAACAUUCAGGCUUGCCCACACCCCAAUCAAGAAUGUGUUUUUGAACAUUCUCUUCGCAAAUUUGCUUGUCAAUGCAAAAAUGGGUUUAUAAAACAAGCAGACGGAAAGUGUCUUUUCGAACCAACAGAACCUCCACCUUCUUCUGUUGAUCGUUGCAAACAAUGCGGGGCUAAUUCACAAUGUGUUAAACAACUUUUGGGAGGGGGAAAAGAAGAAUUUAUUUGGAAUUGUAUUUGUAACCCUGGAUUUACUGGGAAUGGUUUUGAAUGUAGAGAAGAAAAUUGUUUGGAUCGUCCACAAAUGUGUAGCCCUAAUGCUCAGUGUUUACCUGAUGGCCAAAAAGCUUCUUAUUUGUGUGUUUGUAAUUAUGGAUUUAAUGGGGAUGGAAAGAUUUGUGAACGUAUGUUUUUAUUUUAUUCUGAUUUGUUUUUAGUUUAUUCUGCAAAAAUUCUACAAACAAAAGAAACACCAGAUAAAUUGUUAAUUGGGCGUGGAAUGGCUAUUAUUCAAAGGUCUUCAAUUCCUAAUUUGGAUGAAUCAGGAAGACAGUUAAUUGUACAGCCACAUCAAACAGUUGUAGAUAUCGACUAUGACUGUAUUUCUGAAAGGAUAUAUUGGAGUGACAUUUCUGGCCAUUCCAUUCGUUCUGCAUUUUUAAAUGGUACAGAAAUUACUUCUGAAUUUAGUGAUUUGCUUAAAUCGCCGGAAGGUAUUGCAAUAGAUUGGCGUUCACAAAAUAUUUAUUAUGUUGAUAGUAUCAAAAACGAACUGGGUGUUUUGUCUAUUAAUGGAAAAUUUCAAAAAACACUUUUAAAAGAAGGGUUGAAUAAUCCAAGGGCAUUAGUUAUUGAUAUGGAAAGUCGUCAACUUUUUUAUUCUGAUUGGUCGAGAGAUGCCCCAAAAAUUGGAAGAAUUGGUUUGGAUGGAAGUGGAAAUAAAGUUAUAAUUUCUGAUGAAAUACAUUUACCUAAUGGACUAGUAAUGCUUCAAACUAGUAGAAGGUUAUGUUGGGCAGAUGCUGGUAAUCAAAGGCUUUCAUGCAGUGCUUUGGAUGGGUCUAAUAGGAAAGUGAUAUAUGCUCCAUUAGAAUACCCUUUUGGAUUGACUGCUGACAGUUUAGAAGAGCGUUUUUAUUGGACAGAUUGGAAAGAUCAAAAAAUCCAUUCUAUCGACAUUACCGGAAGAGGAUAUACAGAAUUCUAUCCUGGUGCUGGAGGAAGGGGCAAACUUUAUGGAAUCCUAAGUCUUCCAGUAAAAUGUCAUUUCAACACCGCACCCUCCGAGUGUAUCCAAAAAGAACACAAAUGUACACAUUGGUGUCUGCCAGGUGCUUAUGUUGGUGCUUUUACUUGUGUAUGUCCAGAUAAUGUUAAAGGGUUGAGUGGUUGUUAA